Messenger RNA from Caretta caretta (loggerhead turtle), 6758 nucleotides. RefSeq names its product galactosamine (N-acetyl)-6-sulfatase (gene GALNS). Gene Ontology annotation, molecular function: N-acetylgalactosamine-6-sulfatase activity; arylsulfatase activity. The record is from RefSeq and is a predicted model, not a curated record. Lineage: Eukaryota; Metazoa; Chordata; Testudines; Cheloniidae.
CGCUCCCAGCGGGCAGGAGGAGGGCGCCGGUUGCCAUGGAGAAGCGCCUGCUGCUGCCCCUGUGCCUGUGCUGGGCCCUGAGCGCGGGGGGCGCCGAGCGCAGCGGGCUCCCCAACCUCCUCAUCCUGCUCAUGGACGAUCACGGGCAGCGCUGUUGACGGGACGUCUCCCCAUCAGGAAUGGGUUCUACACCACGAAUGCACAUGCCAGAAAUGGUGCGAACAUCAGUGCUGCUUCUCCUGGAAAUGCUUUUUCUUCCUUUAUUCUUUGCCUUUUCGCUUAGCAGCAGGCAUGGCUGAAUAUUGGCAUUUGGCUCUGUGUUCUCCCUUCAUGGGUUUUCCAGGAGGUACAUUUUCAGAGUGACAACAAGGGAUUGGCAUGUAGCUCCACUGCACUUAAUAAGAACAGGUGUGAAGUCUAUUGCUUCUUACACAUGAUGCUGGAAAGGACGGACAUCGCCAAAUGUUCGCAUUAAGCAAAAAGACCUAAGUUAAAAUGUUAAUCUGUUUGCUUCUGCUGGCUGAGAUGUUGUUUCCUUGGGUGGGCUAAUAAACAUUGAGUGAAAGAAGAAAAGUGACAUGGGAUAUGGUGUUAACGUCCUAGGUUAAGAACAAGCUGUUUAAAAUCCAGUCUGUCAUGGGGUUUACUAAUCACUGCUGGGACACCUCCUUGUAGUUCAUCUGGGGAUUAGCUCUUGACCAGUCUAAUGCCCCCUCCUUCAGUUGCUCAUCCCACAGUCUCUCUCUCUCUGGACUCGGGUUGCUCCCUCUUUUGAUCCGCUAGCCAGUCAGUGCCACUUUUCCAGUGGCCAGUAGGGGAAUCCAGGCCUGCCCACUACUCGGGGUUCCAGUCCAGGGACACUAUGCCCAGCAACCACAGUCUGCUCCAGCUCUAACCUUGUUGCCAAUUCCAUGGGCUUUUUCCUGCCUUUCUUCCCUAUCUUCUGGCCCCCCUCUUCUCCCUGUGGCUAUGUCACCCUCCCCUUGGGUUCUUGCCAGAGUCUGUAUUCUAAGGCAGGAUCCCAGGGCUUACCCCCUCAGGCCACCUCCUCAUCUCUGAUCAAUUGCCUUCCUCACUAGGGAGUGACUGCAGAGCUCCUCCCUGCAGCCCUUCUCCUCCCACCAACUUCCUCUCUUUAGAAGCCUAUCCCAACUCCUCCUCCAGCAGGGCUUCAUCAGCUGUUAGGCCUUAGUAGUCCCUGCCUUGCUUCCUGAUGCAACCUGUCCUGUAAGGUUAAUUGGCCAUUUUUAACAGGUUCAAGUCUUGUGUGGGGCGAACACCGUAUCAUACAGUCUUACAGAAGUAAACCUUUCCCAGCCAGUUAAACAAGGACAGUUACAUAACACGAUGCUGUCUGCCAGGAGAGCUCUCCUCCAGAACUCAUGAAGGAAUGUACCUGCUCAGAAUGUCUUUGGGUUGAUCUAGUUGGUGUCUAGUUCUAAAAUUAGAGGUGCUUUAUGAGACCAUGCAUUCUGGGCACACACAGCUACCUAUUGGUUCACACUGUCCAUCAGUAGGAGAACUUGGGUAUCUCCUAACUCACUGACGGUUGUGCCCUGUGUUCUCAACUACAAAAUAUUGGAGGCACGCUAUUUUGGAUCAGCCAGUGCAUUUUGAGCAAGUCCAUUUGUCCUUUAUUUAAUUAAUCCUUUGACUUAUAAAAAUGCACUAAUUGUAGAUAACUUCAAGCAGUUUGGCAAAAGUAUAAACCAAACGGCCCCAAUUUGCUCUCCUUACAGCCACCCCUACCUGCAUCUACACUGUCCCUCCAGCCAACAAAGGCUGCAUGUGUGAAGGGCUCUCUUACCUGGGUCAGUGAGUUUGCUGAGUCAGCUUGUUUCCAGACCUGGUGGGCUAGAGAAUUUGAAUCCUAUACUAUAGUAUUGUUGGACCCUUGAACUAGCCCAAUUUUUGGUCCAAAUAAGCUUAUAGGGAUGUGUCCAUAAGCUUUCAUGACCUGCUUGCUAGCCUUAGUGAUGAGUUAAAAAACAUGUUCUUGUUUUAUACAGCCUAUACGCCACAAGAGAUAGUAGGGGGAAUCCCAGAUUCUGAGCUGCUGCUUCCAGAAUUGCUGAAGAAGGCGGGAUAUGUCAGUAAGAUCAUUGGCAAAUGGCAUCUGGGUCACAGACCCCAAUUUCACCCCUUGAAGCAUGGAUUUGAUGAAUGGUUUGGAUCUCCUAAUUGCCAUUUUGGACCUUACGAUAACAAAGCCACCCCAAACAUCCCUGUUUACAGGGACAGGGAAAUGAUUGGCAGAUAUUAUGAAGAUUUCAAAAUUGAUCUGAAGACAGGGGAAGCAAACUUAACUCAGAUCUACUUACAGGAAGCUCUUGACUUUAUUAGCAGGCAGCAAUCCAGUCAACAGCCGUUCUUUCUCUAUUGGGCUAUUGAUGCCACUCAUGCUCCUGUUUAUGCGUCCAAACAUUUCUUGGGCACUAGCCAGAGAGGGUUAUAUGGUGAUGCAGUGCGAGAAAUUGAUGACAGCAUUGGGAAAAUCCUAAAGUCCCUUCAAAACCUGGGCAUCAGUGAGAACACUUUUGUGUUUUUCACAUCUGAUAAUGGAGCUGCUCUUAUUUCAGCACCUAAACAAGGAGGUAGCAAUGGUCGCUUUCUGUGUGGUAAACAAACCACUUUUGAAGGUGGGAUGAGGGAGCCAGCUAUUGCUUGGUGGCCAGGCCAGAUACCUGCAGGACACGUGAGUCAUCAGAUGGGUAACGUGAUGGAUCUCUUCACCACCAGCCUCUCCCUAGCUGGAUUGCAGCCUCCCAGUGACCGACACAUUGACGGUAUUGACCUUUCUCCUGCCAUCCUGCAGGGCAAGCUAAUUGACAGGCCGAUAUUCUAUUACCGUGGCAACGAGAUGAUGGCAGUAAGACUUGGGCUUUACAAGGCUCACUACUGGACCUGGAGCAACUCCUGGGAGCAGUUCAGUCAGGGUAUUGAUUUCUGUCCUGGGCAGAACAUUUCUGGAGUAACAACCCAUACUCAGGAGGAACACACCAAACUGCCUCUGCUCUUCCACUUGGGAAAGGACCCUGGGGAAAAAUAUCCAAUAAGUUUUUCCAGCUCUGAGUAUCAGGAAGUUAUGGAACAAAUAUUCCCCCAAGUUCAGCUGCACAAGAAGACCAUGGUGCCAGGGGAGCCACAGCUAAACAUGUGUGACAAGGCCGUCAUGAAUUGGGCUCCUCCAGGCUGUGAGAAGCUAGGAAAGUGUUUGGAACCUCCCAAGUCCAAUCCAAAGAAAUGCUUUUGGCCGCAUUAAUAUUCCAACACGCAGGGUCUGCUCGAAAGCCGUAAGCAGCUGAGGUCAUGGUUCACAAUGCACAUGGACACUUGUGUUUACGUCAUGGAAGGGAGUGAUGUAAGAUAACAUCACAUACUCUUCAGAAAGGACCAUGGUUACAGCAUUACUUCUCAGGGUUAUAGCAAUUAGCUUUUGUUUAAUUCAGUGUCUCUCUUAAUGGGUCAAAUGAGAUGUUGCUGCAAUACAGGGUAAAUUUUCAGUAAUGAAUAUAAUUUUUAAAAGAUAUAACUAGAGAAGAUUUUCAGCCAAUCACAACUCUCUCAUUCCCUCAGGAAUGACAUGGCUGUCCAGUCAACUUGCUCCUUUCCCACUCAGGCUGUUCUCGUGGAUAACUCUUCAUUUAAGUGGCCAAAAGUGGCCUCAAGGGAAGGUCCAAGAAGAAGGUUGCCAAGAACUUUCAUACCCUCCAGACAGAAUAUGCCAGAUUUGCUUUGUUUUACUUUCUAGUCACAUAGGAAUAAUGUUUGUAGCUAGCUGCAGUAAUUUUCAGUAACUGUUUUUUAAAAUUGUACUUAUAUUGUAAGCUCUUUGAGGCAUGGCUUUAUUUCCCUUUUAUCUUUUUAGUGUGUGUACGCAGCACCUAGCACAUUGGUCCCUGAUCCUUGGUUGGGCAACUUACGUGCUAUCACACGACAAACAACACCAACGGGCUCUGUGUCUCCCUGCUGUAAACAUUCCCUUCAAUAGCCCAAUAUUAACCAGCAGCUUCCAGGUGGGAGAAUGCCCUGUAUUUCUCAAGCAUGAAUCUGCAAACACAGCUGUGGUGAGCAUGAGCUAGGUAAUAUUUGUAAUGCACUUCGAAGAUGAAAAGUGUGAUGUAAGUGCUAAAUUUUCCUACAGUAUUACAGGGAGUUCCUUUGGGACCCAGGGAUGGCCCGCCGGGGCUUAGUUCAUGAUCCAUUCACUUCAGAAAAUCUGGGUUCAGAUAUGGAUUUGGUCAUACUUCCAGCCUGCCAAAGGAAGUCACUUUUCAGUCAUAUGGGCACAGCCAGCUGGAGGCUCAGAAAGGCCCAUUUGCAUCAGGAUCUUUAGUCUUGGCACUGUUCCCAGUUUAUGCUCUAUGGGGAAUUCUUCUCCCGGUGCAAACUGUCCAAGCACUGCACUCAGCAUCCUGGGGCCAGCAUUCCUGUAAGUGUAGUUCUCAGGAAAUGUGAAUCCCCAGCAGAAUUGCACAUGGAAGGCUCUUCCCCUGGCUCUGUAUCUGGUACUCAUGCGCCUCGCUAGUGCUAGUGGCUUUCUGCUGCACAAAGAAAAGUCCUGUGCAGCUUGUCUGGGCCACUGAAGACCCCACCUCUGUCGCUCCAGAGCACCCAUUUGUCUUGAUGCAGAGGUGAGUUGCUUCAGGACGGAAACAAUCAAGAUACCCCACGCUGCUGCACAGCUCUUCCACUCCUCCCCCCACCAAACCCCACAACUCCAGAUAAACGGAGACAACCAGCUUCAGUGCCAACCAUUAUGCCACCCUUUGCGACCCUGGCUCUACACCUUUUGCCCACACAAGCUCUUCCCCUGCCUCCAAGCCUAAAUAACCCAAUCCGUCUGUUCCCCAAAGUACUUACCUCCUCUAAACCCCUUCACAGAGGCUGGACAGACCCACAGAUAUAGGAUUGUCAAGAAGGGACACUGGAGUUGGCCUUGGCGCCCUUGGUGUCAGGAAUUAUAACCAGGAAUUAUCACCCUCUAGCAGAGCCCUCUUAGUAUCUCUCAGAUCUGCUCGUCUGUUGGCGUGAUUUUUCUGCUGUUCUUCGUCGUAUUUACCUUGUGGGUUAGAGUGUUCCUUGCUAUCCAUCAAAGAUCUCAAGGCAUCUCUGGUUGAGUCCUAACAUAUUUUAUGUAUGUCAUCACAGUAUGGCUGGUCCAAAUGGCCCAUUUUGAGUGAUACGCUGGAUGACCAGAGAUGAUGGAUUAGAUCCUGAGUGUAGCCAAAGGAAUCAUUACAAAACCGGCACCCCCGUUUCAGAUCUCUCUCCUCUCUGAGCUUGACUGCCGCUGGGGCCUGUCACCCAGAAAUGCUCAGAGCUUUACUAUCCACGUUUAAUACUCUACACUAUCAACAGGCAUGGAGAUCAGAAGAUGUUGGAUUCCUUCAUUAUGAUGCUCUGAAAAUCACUGUCAACCUAAAAUGUAAUCAUUAUGAAUGUAACGCUAUGAGAUCUGUGGACGAAAGGCACCAUAUAAACAGGGGUCAGUGCUUGUUCUUUGAGCUCCAGCCCAAACACACUAAGUUAUUGCUCAUUCUAAGCAUUUAUACCAUGCUUGUCACAGUAGGAUCUGGGUGCCUCUUAUCCCAUGUAUUCCUUACCUUCCUCCCCCUUUUUCUUUCUUUCCCAGCUUAUCAUCUGUCUCGAAGAACUGCUUUUUCACUCUCUAUACUCUCUUUUUCCCUGCUGAUACAGGCCCAUCACUUCCUCAGUAUUUGAUCAGUUACAUGUAGCCCUGAUUUUCAUCACUCUGACAAGUCAGUUGCUUGAGAUAACACUCCCACACUCCUGAUCUCUGUGAUCAGAAACAAAGGAACAGUCAGACACCACAAGCCAUCAUCCUUAGUAUAUCUGACUGUUCCUUUACUAACUUUAGACUUUGCUAACUCCAGGUGGGUUGCAUCAACUGAAACAUUCCAGAGGAGCAUAUAAUAUUGACAUUUUCCCUCCUGUCUUUCUGGUUCUCUAAGCAUCAUAGUGUUGUAUUAUGGUCUGGAAAAAAAAGGGGGGGGGAGGGGAGAGAAACCAACUUAGAGAAUGUGCAAAAAUAAAUAAAACUGAUGCACAAGCUUGUAAAGCAAAAUGGCAGUGCACCCAGCCAGGGCCCCUUAAUGGGGGCACAGUAAGAGAAAUGUAACAACCUGGGGAUCCCAUGAUGCCUUGUUAUGAUUACACAGAUAUCAAGAGUACUGAACUGAUUAGGUUUUACAAACAGCCUUAAGUGUUCAUUAUAAUAUUUCUAAGAUAUUGAAUUUAUAACAUAUCUCUGGGGUCUGUGAUGUGAUUUGGAAACAAUCAUGCCAAACUGAUAAAUGCUGAGAAGUGCAGCAUUUAGAGCCAGUUUUUUCAAAAGGGUGUGUGGAAAAUGUCUGCAUGUGCACAUUUAUUUGCAGUAGUUGUGCACAAAAAUAGCCGUUUAGAUGUCUAAUUGAUCUAAUUAAUCACUUGCAUGUGCUGUUAUGACGAGUGAAUACACAGAUUUUGCACACAUCUGCAUGCAGAAUUCUGGAUGCUGUAAGUGAAUUGACAGUGAUAUUUGUUUAAUUCUCUGCUCUGCCCUUGUUUCUUUAUAAGAGACAGAAAUUUCAUAUGAAGGAGCUAUUGCUUUAAAUUAAAAUGAGAAUAAUUGUAGCAAAUGGAAAUAGCUGUAUUGUUAAGAAGUAUUUUUAAUCAAUGCCUCUUCCAAAAGUGGACAGUUUUUAAACUUGUGGGCCCAGGGGAAUUGAAGAACAAAAUAAAAGGGUAUUUGAUCA